AUGGCUGAGGCUCAUAAGAAAAUGGAGAGCCUUGAGAGCCUCGGCAUCAAAGGAGGAGUUAAAAUCAGGAGAGCGGUGACUGGUGCUCUAGUGUAUGAGAUUCCCGGAGAGGGUGGUAACGAGCUCGCGGACAAAUUAGCCCUCGGGCUCAAACGUGCCCUCUCCGGGAAAGAGGGGGUGAGGGUACAGCGGCCAACAAAAACGGCAGAACUCAGGCUAAGAGGGCUCGAUGAAGCCGUCACCCUCUCAGAGAUCCGGGAAGCAAUCUCCAAAAGUGGAAACUGCGAGGAGGAAGAGAUCAACGUGGGGGAAGUUAAAAGAGCGCCCAACGGCAUAAAGAUGGUGUGGGCCGUUGCCCCCUUAGAACAGCAAACACCAUUACCCAAAAGUCCCAUAUUCAGAUAG
This is a messenger RNA of Nylanderia fulva, 405 nucleotides long. Lineage: Eukaryota; Metazoa; Arthropoda; Insecta; Hymenoptera; Formicidae. The record is from RefSeq and is a predicted model, not a curated record.